This is a messenger RNA of Acinonyx jubatus (cheetah), 1177 nucleotides long. Its product is annotated as spindle and kinetochore-associated protein 2-like. The coding region runs from base 388 to 726 and encodes 112 amino acids. Gene Ontology annotation, molecular function: microtubule binding. NCBI's taxonomy places the organism in Eukaryota, Metazoa, Chordata, Mammalia, Carnivora, Felidae. Gene Ontology annotation, cellular component: spindle microtubule; outer kinetochore. The record is from RefSeq and is a predicted model, not a curated record. Gene Ontology annotation, biological process: mitotic cell cycle; chromosome segregation; cell division. The transcript has a single exon.
CACAAGUACCGUUUUGACAAAUAAUCAAAAAGGUUUGCCAUGGAACUGUACGUGUAUGGAAUGAAAGGAAGCUGUGACGUCAAAAGAAGGAUUUGGGAUAAUAUCAAUAACAGAGAUAGGGGCUAACUGGAAGUUCAGGUUUGUUCUGUUCAUAUUUAUUUGUUGGAUUGGUUGGUAGGACAGCCAGGUAAAAAUGCUUAUUAAGCAUAUGAAAUCAUAGGGCAUCUGCCCAAAAGAGAGGUUGGGACCUAGAUGUAAACUUCACCAACUGCAAGACACUGUGGUUUCAUAGAAUGCUAGCACCUUAGGUAAAAGAGAGAGGCUAAAGGACACAAAAAAUGCCUCAAGAAAUGCCUGUUUCAGUCUGAGGAAUGUCAACUAUUCAAGAUGGAGGCAGAGGUCAACAAGAUGAAACUGAUGUUCCAGAAAACUGACUCUGAUCCAGAUUACAUUCAGUACAGACCAGAAUAUGAAAUCAAGACUAAUCAUCCUGAGUCAGCAAGCAAGAAAAAUCCAGUUACACUCUUAACAGAAUCAUUAGCAAUAAAGUCUCAGUAUCAAACUUUGCAUGCAUGCUUUAAGCCAUUAGCUGUUGGGCAGAAAGAGACUAAGAGCUGUGUUUGUGCCACUGUCCUUAAGACUACGACCAUAAUACAAGAACUACAAAAGCAAACAGACUUGGAGCUGUCACUGUGGACUAAAAGAAAACUGUGGCAGAGCAAUUAAAAUCUCACAUGUCAGAGUUAUGAAGAAAUGGACUUGCCAAAGAGAACUCUCAUGGAGAAGAGAUCCAUUCCAGAAAAUUUUAGGAAGAUGUCUUUUCAGCACUUGAUGACUAGAGGUAGGGGGAUGGGAAGGAUAUUUGGCUUGACUGACUGGAUAAUUGAUGCCUUUCACAAGAUAGGGGAACAUAAGAAGGGCAAAGAGUAAUCAAUAAAGUUCAGCUGAAAGGAUGGGAUGGGAAUAAAGGGAUUUUAAAAAUAUAUGCACACACAGGGGCGCCUGGGUGGUUCAGUCAGUUAAGCAUCCAACUUCGGCUCAGGUCAUGAUCUCAUGGUCCGUGAGUUUGAGCCCCACGUCAGGCUCUGUGCUGACAGCUCAGAGCCUGGAGCCUGCUUUGGAUUCUAUGUCUCCCUGUCUCUCUGCGCCCUUCCCACCCCCCCCCCCAUUCAUGCUC